CACAAUGAGGACCUAUGAAAGAAAGACUGAACGAGCUGAUACACCAAACGAUGUCCUAGAAAGAGCUUGUCAUCUAAUAAGUUUUGACACAAAAAGUAUUAAUGCAACUUCAAAACAAUAUAAAAUUGCCUAUAAGACAUUACGUCGUUAUGUGGCGACACUAAAGGAGAAAUUGGAACGUAAUCCGAACUUGACGAGAGCAGAAUUAACUUUGGACUCAGUGGGAUAUAUUAAAAAUAGGCAAGUUUUCACUGAUGAAGAAGAAGAAGUUUUAGCAAGUUAUUUAAAGAAAGCCGAUGAUAUUUAUUAUGGAUUGAUACCAGAUGAGACCCGAAAAUUAGCAUGUCAGUUCGCCAUAAAACGUAACAAAGCUAUGCCUGAUUCUUGGAGAACAAAAUUGUUAGCCGGCGAAGAUUGGUUAGGCUCGUUUCUCAAACGUCAUCCUUCUUUAUCCAUAAGGACACCUCAAGCAACAAGCCUUUUAAGAGCUACAUCAUUCAACAAACAAAACGUCAAGCUGACGUUGUUAUCUAGGAUCAUGGAUGUGCCAGGAACAUCUGCUGAAUAUUCAGAAGAUGAAGUAUAG
Acanthoscelides obtectus is the source of this 586-nucleotide messenger RNA. NCBI's taxonomy places the organism in Eukaryota, Metazoa, Arthropoda, Insecta, Coleoptera, Chrysomelidae. The record is from the annotation of a GenBank genome assembly.